UCCACAGGGUCACAAGAGUUUGACACAACUUAGCGACUCAACCAUCACCAUACACAUGUAUAAUGCUUAGUGAAUUAAACUGAAUUUUAACAUGAAUUUAAAAUGAAUUCAAAUGAAUUGAAACUGCUGAUCAAAUCUAUAAUUCUAUACAAGAUACUGGACAUGCACAAUGCACAUGUAAGAUAAAAUUGGCCUAAGUCCUCUUGGACACCCUUGGACACCCUAGGAUUGACUAUAAGCCCUUGCCAAGCACGCUACUAGCAUAACUCUCUAAAAGGAAAGAAAGAAAGAACUCAUUUUCAAGGCCCAGCACUGAGGGACAUGAUCUAGGGCAGGCAAGGAACCAUCCGGGCAACAAGGGACCAAAUAGUUGAUCACCUAAUGCUUUCUUUGUAAAGAUUUACGAUCAAAAGGAGGAAGAUGAGGAGGAAAAACCAUAAAUCUUUUUCUAUGGUAGGACAAUCAAAUGAAAACAAAAAGAAAAAAAUAAUGACAUGAGCCGUUUAUGGUAGGACUUUCCUAAUGUGCAGUGUACAUCUAAGUUAUACAUUAACCAGACCUCCUUAAAACAGGAGGAUGCCCCGACACGCCUCGCAGAGGCCAUCAACCACUGGAUUUGAAUCGAGGCAUCACUUGGUGGCAGUGGGAUGAGCACCCGGUGGUUGCCCCCGGCCUGGGAGCUCUACCUCAAGAACCACUGCGUCUCCACAUUUAAGAACUGGCCCUUCUUAGAGGGCUGCGCCUGCAUCUCGGAGCAGAUGGCUGCGGCAGGCUUCAUCCACUGUCCCACUGAGAGCAAGCCUGACUUGGCUCAGUGUUUCUUCUGCUUCAAGGAGUUGGAAGGCUGGGAGCCAGAUGACGACCCUAUAGAAGAACAUAAAAAGCAUUCAUCUGGUUGUGCUUUCCUUUCUGUCAAGAAGCAGUUUGAAGAAUUAACCCUUGGUGAAUUUUUGAAACUGGAUAAAGAAAGAAUCAAGAACAAAAUCGCAAAGGAAGCCAACAAUAAACAGAAAGAAUUUGAAGAAACUGCAAAGAAAGUCUGCUUUGCCAUUGAGCGGCUGGCUGCCUUGGAGUGACACCUCCCUAUCACUGCCGCACAGCGACACAGACAUGUCGUUUCCAGGGCACACCCCUCAGCAUUACCAGUUUUUCUCUGGGGCCUCUUAACUGUGCCUUAGGAAAGGAGAACAUCAACAUUUUGAAAUUCAAAUAUUUAAACUGUAUUUUUCACUUUUUUUUCUUGAAGUUGGUGCCAGGGGCUACUUCUGUUAUAUAGCAGGAGCUAAGUAUAGUAACUGACCCUGUCUUUUAUCUUUGGUAGUUUUCACUUUAUUGCUUCCUGGACUCAGCAGGGUGAGGGGAGAUGUUUGUUCACAUGCAUAUAUUCCUUUUACAUCAAGGUGUUUGGGCUUCACGAAGCUGGUAAAUGGCUGUCCAGCUGAGAUGUGAUGGGUGAAUGCGAUCACAGGUCCGUUAUGACUGGGCAAACAGGAUUAAGAAUGCCAUUUUAAGUUUCAUUUGCAUAAUAAUCUGCAUUUAUGGUGUGCACUUAUCAUGUUCCAGAUGUUCUGUAUUAUCUCAUAUUGAUCUCUGCAGGUCGGGUGACCAUCCCUUUUACCCCAUCAGGUCUGUGGUGUCACGGCAGCUCCCUUCCUCCUAGACAGAUUGUGUGACCCAUCCCUGCCUCACCUCUGAAAGUGCCCUGUGGGUUAGGGGUUCCUUGCCAUCCCAUCUUAUGAUUUUCAGGUUCACAGGAGUCACCAUGGGAUUAGACCCCAGGCUCUCCCUUUGGACUUGAUCUGUGUCAGAGUCCUUUCCACGACUGUAGUAUGUGUGGCUUGGUGAGGGGGCAUGCACAAGGACUGAUGUCUUGAGAGUAGAGCUGGCCUCGUGGCAAGGUUGCAACAUUUUUCUACAAUAGAAAAGAAGAAGGUCUUUCAUGCAGAAAAGGAAUAUUUCAGAGGCCUGAUUCACUGCUUCUGGAUAGCAGGGCAGACAGUCAGAGUGGACUCUUCCUGGGGAGCCCUGCUCUGGACCAGCUGUCAUCCAUUGAAUGGGACACACAGGGCAGGAUGAAACAUCCGAGGAAGGAGUUCGUGGUCUUAAGUAUUUUUAAUACUCUUCAAAUACCUACUUCCCAUUAAUGAUGUGAAUUAGGCAACUGAUAAUUCUCCUGUCUUUUCAGUGUGAAUCUUCCAAAAGGAAUAAAUUAAUUUAAAAAGUAGAUUGCAAAACCUCUUUGGGGGAAACUUUAAAAAAAAAAAAAAGCCUGGCUUUUUUAUGUUGUUUUCAGUCUUGCAAGAUCAUAAAUGCAAUGAUGUAUGAGUUUCAGCCCCAGCACAGCCUAAGCAAAGAAUUGGAGCAGCUGUAUAAAAGGUGUGUGGAAGACCCACUCUGGUCCUGACCUCUGGCCUCUAAGGGGAUGCUUGCCUUGUGGGCUUGGCUGGGCCUGGCGCCUAUUGAACUGGAGCUGCAGUUUCCUCACCAGUGAUCUGGGGGUCUUAGAGACAGCUGCCUCAGCUGGCUUUUUUUUUUUUUUCCCACUGUGGCAACAGGAUUUUCAUGUAAAGAGGAAUUGGGACAAAGCCCUCAGCCCCUCCUAAGACUCUGCAGUGUUGUUUUCUUAUCUUGUUUGAAUUAUUAUUUUGCAUAACAGGAUCAACUACAAUUAAAAGUGAGCACAGCAAAAGAGACACAGAUAUAAAGAACAGACUUUUGGACUCUAUGAGAGAAGACGA
This is a messenger RNA of Bubalus bubalis (water buffalo), 2738 nucleotides long. Its product is annotated as baculoviral IAP repeat-containing protein 5-like. Lineage: Eukaryota; Metazoa; Chordata; Mammalia; Artiodactyla; Bovidae. Bases 648 to 1076 code for a protein of 142 amino acids. The record is from RefSeq and is a predicted model, not a curated record. The transcript has a single exon.